Messenger RNA from Pelmatolapia mariae (spotted tilapia), 2435 nucleotides. RefSeq names its product MYC binding protein (gene mycbp). Lineage: Eukaryota; Metazoa; Chordata; Actinopteri; Cichliformes; Cichlidae. Gene Ontology annotation, cellular component: nucleus. Gene Ontology annotation, molecular function: transcription coactivator activity. The record is from RefSeq and is a predicted model, not a curated record. Bases 291 to 602 code for a protein of 103 amino acids. The transcript is spliced from 5 exons. Gene Ontology annotation, biological process: regulation of DNA-templated transcription.
UCAUCGUCUAGUUUCGAUGUCUGAGGCGUUUCAGUAGUUUGCUCGUAAACUGAAAAACGUACGUUUCUUUAUUGUUUAAAUGUAUCUUUUGACAGCUACUCUGUGGCCUUUUUUCUCCUUUUACAAGCUGAUUAUUUAUUGGAAGAACUUCAUUUCCGCGUGAUUUGAUGUGUUGUUAUGGCAACAGAGUCACCUCCUGCGUAGCAUUCAAACAGCUGCAGCUAGUCCCGAGUUAUUUUCCGCUUCGCGCAUUGUAGACGACCCGGAGUUACACGGCUAUUAUCGAAGUCAUGGCUCAAUAUAGAGCCUCUGAGUCGAAGCGGGAGCAAUUUAGAAGAUACCUCGAAAAAUCUGGAGUCCUCGACACCUUAACAAGCGUUUUAGUUGCUCUUUAUGAGGAGCCUGAGAAACCUAACAAUGCACUGGAUUUCAUAAAGCUUCAUCUCGGGGCAGCUGGUCCAGAGCCAGCAGACACAGAGGCUCUUCGUACGGAGCUGGCUGAUCUACAACAGAAAUGCAGCGAGCUCAUGGAGGAGAACAAAGAGCUGAGGAGCAGGCUGAUGCAGUAUGAACCAUCGCCUGAUGGGGAAGGAGCAGAGUAGAGAGGUUGUCUUUGCUUUUGUGGAGGAAUAAAAAGAAAAAUGUUACUAAAGCCUUGUUUGUAGAGUAUGUAAAUGUUUAUUAAACAAUGGAUGUACAGUGAAUGCAAAAUCACUGUUACUUUUUUGUUGUAUAACAAGAAGCUUUCUAAAUUAAAAAUGACAUUUCAGCAUCAGCCUUUCUCUCUGUCCUGAAGGUCCUCGAUUUUGCUUACACAUGAAGAAAAAAAAUCUUUACAUUUUUUGUUUUUAACAACAUUUUGGAUUGAUAUUAACUUCAAUGCCUACUCAUGAAGUAAAAUUAAUUAAAAAAAAUAAUUAGGGCAUGUUGUUCACAAGCCUGAUGGAAAUUCUUGAUUUGUUAUUAAAGCUUCAUCAUGGAUGAAUUCAGAUGCUGCUACUGACUGAAGUGUCUGGCUACAAAGGAUCGCACUGCUUUUUGCAUUCUGCCAAAUCAUUAACCUUCAAAGUGACCAAGUGGAGUUUUUCCAAGACCACAACUGUACUCUCACCAGCCACUUUAAUAGGUACAUUCUGUCAUUACCUGAUUGGAGUGCCUUUCUGCCCAAUUCUUCAUGGCACAGAAACAUUCCUCAGGUCCAUAUUGGCGUCAAAGGCCCAAAGUGUGGCAAGAAAAUCACACUUUGAUCUUCACCACCACUCCCAGUCUGAACCACUGACUUGAGGCAUGUUGAAUCCAUCCUGUUCUGUUUUUCUACACCAAAUUCUAACCCUACCAUCCAAAUGGCAUUGUAGGAAUUUUUACUCAUCAGACCAGGCAAUUUUGUUCCAGUAUUCAGUUGGCUGAUUCUGGUGAGUAAGUGUGAACUGUACCUUCAGUUUCCUGCUCUUCGCUGACAGGGGCGGCGCUCGAUGUAGUCUUCUGCUGCUGUAGCAUAUUUGCUUCAAGGUUUGGUGCGUUCAGAGAUGCUCUUUGUUGUAAUGAUUUGUUAUUUCAGUUACUGUUGUCCUUUAAUCUCAGGGAAGUCUGGCUGCUCUCACUCAACAAAUCAUAUUACCCAGAGAACAGCUGCUCACUGGGUAUUUUCUGUUUUUCAGACCAUUCUCUGUAAAUCCUACAGAUUUACUCACUUGUUGGCAGGAAUUUGCUCACUUGUGUGGCAACAGUCAUGGAAACAUCAUUGUGGCUUAUAUGUAUGUUUUUCUCUAACCACUGUAAUGUUUUGCUGCAAGAGAAAUUUACAGCUGGAAGAGUCUUGAAGAUAUUUCAUGUCAAAAGUAACAAAGAAAACAGAUGAGUCGAGUUGACUCCUUUGUUGCAUAAAAAUGAUUGAAAUCAUAAUUAUGAUGCAGAGGUGCAAAAUCAGCCUCCACCAGCCAGUGGGCCCGCUCGAUCUCCCCCCGACAAGUUAAAAGGUGAACUAAAAUCCCCCCUUGUCAAAAGAAAAGAAAGAAAUCUAUAAAAUGCAUUAUUAUGUUAAUGAGGUAAAUGAUCCUAGGCAGUACUGUUAUUUAAGUCGAGGUCAACAGAGAGAAAACGACCCUUCUUUUGCUAUGAACUCUCAGACAGUAUAAAACAUGGACGCAGCUUCGAGGUCUGAAAAGUGAAGCCAAUGCAGAAACGCUUUAAACCUGCAUUCUUACUAAUGUCCACCAGGGGGUGGUUCCUGUGAUUUCAAAAACAACGUGGGUCUCAAAGAACUAGCCUUCUGCCCUGAGCUCUGCAAACACUUUCUCGAUUAGUUUAUAGGUUAAGUCACUCCGUUUGGGUCAUAUUAUUAAAAAAUAAGUCAAAAAACAGGAAGUAAAUGAAUAAAUGGAUAUUCUAAGGAAGAAGGAUUAUCCAGGAAAUGCUCAUUGGCUUACCACUUGUGA